Apis cerana (Asiatic honeybee) is the source of this 2155-nucleotide messenger RNA. RefSeq names its product rhomboid-related protein 3-like. The record is from RefSeq and is a predicted model, not a curated record. NCBI's taxonomy places the organism in Eukaryota, Metazoa, Arthropoda, Insecta, Hymenoptera, Apidae.
UUAAUUUAUAUUGUGCCAAUAAUGUGUAAGCAUUUACAACAUAUUCUUGAACGUUGGGGUUGAACGAACCAGUCUGGGGGUGAAACGAAUCGAGGGGGUGGAAAAAGGGGUUGGAGGAAAGGGGAAUCUUUGAGGGUGGUAAAGUAUUCGUCAGUCGUGUGACGCGUUUCCCGCCGACAACAUCAGUUAUUGCCAAUAGAUUAAACCGCAACCGCAUUUUCAGUUUCCACGUGUUCCUCGCAUGUGUCUUAUAUGAUCUGACUGCUAUUGGCUAUUGUAGUUCCGCGGCAACCUGUAUUAUCGAUCGAACGUUGCUUUGCGUACGUUGCCGCAGUUACUCGUGGCACCGCCACUACAUCGCACGUACUGCACAAUCGUCUUCGUAUUAAUGUAACAUCGUGUGCCGAUUGGGAUUCAAUUUACAAUUUCUUUUGCGCAUUGCAGUCACAAUCAUAAUUGAUUAAUUAUAACAAUAUUAUUGUAUUAACGUUUCUUAUAUGUUUUGUGUUAAAAUUACCGUCCAACCGCCAUGUUCUAUUUCAAAUUGUAUAUUUCGCGCAUUAGUGAAAAAGUUAAUUAUUUAUUUGAGUUAACUGUUGACACAAGAAAAUAAAUCUAUGCAUCGCGAAUUGUUUAGUGCAAUUUUUUAUAGAUUUGUGUUCAAAAAAAAUUGUGUCAUAAGAAUACUUUGAACUUGCUUCUAUUUUUGGCGAUCAUCGAUCGAUUUUGAAACUGUUUUAUCGAUGUUUUGUAUUCUUGAUUGACUACUCAUGUGGCGCCAAAACGGAAAAUAAAGAUAUACUUUUGCUACCACGCCAUAAAAAGUAAAUUAAAUUCAAAACUCAUUUUUUCAAAAUAGUUAAAUGUAGUGUAUAUAAUAAUUUAAUUACUAUGAUAUUCGUGAUAAGAUCUUUUUAAAUUACAAAACCUAUCUGUGCUUCUAUAAUGGUGUAUCUCUAUAAGUGAUUUUGUUAAAAUGUGAAUAUUGUGAAUAUAAGUUUUUAUAAGAUUAUGGUGUUAUGGCUAAUAUUAUUCGUAUUUAAUAUCUUCAUUACUUUAUUGAAUUCUCAUCUAUGGAUUACUACUUCAGUAUCAUUAUAUUCAAAUUAUAGAAGGAAACAGACGAAAGAGGGUGGAAUGAGGAGAUUUAUCCGGUGACCUCGUGCCACACGUGGUAAUGCUACUGGCAAGCGGUGCUUCGAUACCGACCAUCGCCGGUACUGUUGAGGAGGAGGAAGAAUAUGCACGUAGCGAGGCGAACAGCGCACACUACGAUGGCUAUGUUACCGAUCAUACCGAUCUUGCUUCCGAAAUUGAUAUUGAUGAAUCUGAAUACAGACGGGAGCUUCUCAAUGAUAAAUGGCGAAUGCUAUUCGAUAAGUUUGAUCCCGAAGGUUUUGGCGAGAUACCGGUGGAGGAUUUUUUAGCAGCUUUAAAGAGUCCCGAAUGGAAAACUGAAAUACCGCCAAAUAAACGAGAUAUACUUCUCACUAGGACAAAAGAAUCACGUGUUGAAGCAGUGACGUUUCAGGAUUUCGUCAAUGUGGAAAGGGAAUACGAUGAAAAACUGGUAGAUAAAUAUCGGGAACAAUGAUAAUCUUACCAUUUAAAGGCACACAACGACAUGGACACAAUCUCUUUGUCUGCUGACUGACAACUUUUUGGCGGUUUUCUCCUACUUCCUUUUUUUCUCCUUGAUCCCCAAUUGAGGUAAGCAGAUCUGACAUUGAGUGGCAGAAAAUUGUCCGCGUACAAACUGAAAUGAUUCAAAUCGUAGGUUAAACAAUGCGUAAAGAGAUUUCUCGGUGAAACCGCAUUCUAUAAAACUGGUAUUGAGAUUUUACCUAUCAUAUCCGUGUUUUCCGAAAUUAUCUCAACUGUAGUUGUAUAUUUUCUUCGAUAAAACCGAUAAUUGAAUCUGUGGAUAUUUCAUAUUUUUUGUUCAUUUUUUUUUCGUUGCUUUUUAUUUUUUUCUUAUUGUUUCAUUUUACUUGAUUUUUGUUUUUUUUUUUUGCCUUUAUUGAAGUAACUACGCCAGUAUGUAUACUUCACUGCUUUAUUUUUAACGAUGCUUUCUUCCAUUUUCCCUGAAAUCUUGGAUAUUCGUGAAUUAUGAAAUAGAUGGAUGAGAACAAGUUGCGUGAAAUAUUUGAUG